AUUUUCUGACGAAACCCUUGCGGACCACGUAUGUGCAUAAUGGAAUGGGUUCGUCUUCCACAGACGCCGCCAUAUUGUACGAGAGAAACGAAAGGCGCAACCACGCCAUUGUGCAGAUCACACGAUUUCGUAUCUGGCUGCAAGAACAACGGACAAAGAAUCACUUAAAUGAAUGGACAACAUGUAUAGUAGCAACAUCGACCCAUGGGAACCAGGCUAUGGGCCUGAAAGGAGAGGGCACAAUUCUGACUAUGAAUAUCGUAACGAUUAUGGGAGCAGUAGAUCACCGGAUUACGGAGAGCACCGUGAUAACGAUCAUCGUGAUAGAGACCAUCGUAGUCCAGAGUACAGGAACCAUCGUGGAAGAGAUAGAGACCGUGAAAGAGACCGCUCGAGGGAUAGGAGAGACAGGAGCAGAGACGAUAGAGACCGUAGUUAUAGAGAUAGAGAGGAUCGCUAUGGGAGGCAACGUGAUAGAGACUCUGUAGAAAGAGACAGAGAUCGCGAUCGUGAUCGCGACAGAGACAGAGAUCGUUCGAGAAGAGACAGAGAUAGAGAUAGGGAUAGGGAUCGUAGAGGAAAACGCGAUGACAGAGAUCGGGAUCGCGAUGACGAUCAUAGUCGAGAAAGUAUGGACUUUGAGCACGACCAUGGACGCACCUAUGGUUCGUCCAUGGAAGGCAUCCACUACAAAUCUCAGUCCCCAAACAACACCAUAAUGAUUCGUGGGCUUGCUCAACACAUAACUGAAAAUGACGUGCGGCAAGACAUCCUCAACUGUGGUCUCAUGCCAAAGGACAUCAGGUUGAUUCGUAAAAAGGACACAGGUGCUUCGCGAGGUUUUGCAUUCGUCGAGUUUAACGCGACUCAGGAGGCCGCACGGUGGAUGGAGAUGAAACAGGGAGUACUGAUGCUGCAGGACCAAUAUCGUGCCUUGAUGCAGUACAGUAUACCAAAAGAUUGCCAUGUAGAUAAACCACCAGCAAAGAACACACAGGACUGGCACUGCGUUAAGUGUGGCGCACACAAUUUCAAGAGGCGCGAGACAUGUUUUAAAUGUUCCGCUUCAAGGGCAGAGAGCGAAGAGGGCGGAGAGGGUAGCGAUGAAAUCAGCCCUCACCCUACGAAUACUGUUCUUCUUCGAGGACUGGAUGUUCUGACGACCGAGGAUUCGGUGUUACAGGCAAUGAAGAAUCUCUCGUCAAUGCCUAUACGUAGCAUACGUAUCGGUCGUGAUUCUCUGACAAACACGUCCAGGGGUGUCUGUUAUCUAGAGAUGGGCAACGUGGUGGAUGCCAUGUACUUGCACACGGCGCUCACCAAACAAGGGUUGGUGGUGGACGGUAGAAAGGUCGAGAUCACGUACUGCAAGCUUCACCAAAUAAACAACACGAACACGUGGAAGGCAAACGACAGUCAACCACAGAGAUAUACGUUAGACGAUGUUGCUCAAUUGGCUGAAUACAGUGCCAACUUAUAUGCUAAGACGCCCGCGCAGAAAGCUCACUAUCUCCAGUAUUACACGCAAUAUUAUCAGAAUCAAAUAAUGCAAGGGUCUGCGAUCACGUUGCCGUCUUUGAACCAGACUGAUAGGGUAAACGCGGCGGCGGCCGUAGCACAAUCUGCCAUACAACAGUUACAAGCGUCGAGGAAAUUAGGCGAUGCGGACGAGAUGAAGAACAGACCGACGCCCACGGCACCGACCAGUACCUCGUUGGCGAGUGGAAGAGUGCCUGCUCAUGCUGGUGAUGGUAAAGUUUACUCUGUUCCGGAUGUCAGCACCUAUCACUACGAUGAGUCGUCGGGUUACUACUAUGACCCGAGUACAGGAUUAUAUUACGAUCCCAAUUCGCAAUAUUAUUAUAAUAGUCACACACAACAAUUUCUUUAUUGGGAUGCUGAAUCGUUCUCAUAUCAACCGGCAAAGACAACUGCAGCUGUUACGCAAGCAACAGGAUCUACAACGAGCGGGACUACGAUAACUGCUACCGCUAGUAGUACAGACUCCACGAACACGAUAACCAAUCCAGCAACAACUUCGUCGAUUACCAGUGCGGCGCAAGAAUCGUCCAAAGAGGACGACAGUAAAAAGAAGGACAGCAAGCAGGACAAGGUGAAAGUUGCGAAGAAGAUAGCGAAGGACAUGGAACGCUGGGCGAAGACGUUGAAUCAAAAGAAAGAGAAUGCGAAGAGCAAUUGGAACUCCGAGUUCGCUGGUGGUGAUGGCAAUCAAGGAGUUGGAAGUGGAGCUGCGGACGCAGGGUAUGCCAUAUUGGAGAAGAAGUCUCUCGCGAGUUCUUUCCACGAGGACGAAGACCAGAGCGGGAACAAUGGCUUGGUCGCUGCCUACGGCGGCGGUAGUGACACGGAGGAGGAAAUAGAGGACGUGCAGCAGGAGGAAAGACAGCACACAGAUUGGGCAAAGUUGGCAUGUUUGUUGUGCAAGCGACAAUUUCCGAGCAAGGAAGCAUUACUACGGCAUCAACAACUGUCGGAUCUCCAUAAACAGAAUCUGGAGAAUUGGUAUCAAGUUCGCGGCUUGGAUCCUAAUGACCCGCAACAGAGAAAUAACAAAUAUAGGGACCGCGCCAAAGAGAGAAGAGCGAAAUAUGGUGAACCAGAACCGCCACAGCCAAAUAAGCUGAAGGAGAAAUAUUUGAAAACUAGGGUCGAGGAGAUAUCGGUGUCCUACGAAGAGCCCACGAGAACUGGCAUAGGCUCGGAUAAUGUUGGCAAUAAAUUGUUGCAAAAGAUGGGGUGGAGCGAAGGGAUGGGACUUGGAAAAUCCAACCAAGGUAGAACGAGCAUCAUCGAAGCGGAAAGAAGAGUCCCGACAGCUGGCUUAGGAGCGAAAUCGUCAUCGUACAGCGCAUUGCCCGGAGACACUUAUAAAGAUUGUGUAAAGAAAAUGAUGUACGCACGUUAUCAAGAACUGUCCGAUACAUAAUAUGUCCGACUUCACUGAACAUAGAUUUUAUAUAUACACGCAAGUACUUGUAUUCAACUUUUUUCCAUAGCUGAAUAGGUAUGUCACGUAUUAUUCGAUUAGUAUGCUGUUGGCGUACUAGGUAAUUCAAAACGGUGAUAAUACAUUCUUGGGGAUAUACGUUAAAUCUUUUUUUUUUUUACAUAUUUUCCUGUACGAUUACCUAAUAUUAAUUUACAUUAAUAUACUAAGGUUCUUAGUAGAUAAUAAUAAACUGGUAAUAUUAGUAUUUGCAUAUACGUUUCCGUUCACGUUUUACUUUUUAGUUGUAUUUGCCGCGAUGAAACUAAAAAUUUGUUUAUGCCCAUAGCAGAAGUUACAUUAAUCGAUUUGCUUUCACAAUGCUUACCCAAGAAUGAACUACAUACCAUUAGGAAGAUAGUUUGAAAGAUUAUUAAGCAAUUCCCGUGUAACAAUUUUGUGCACAAUACAGUACUUUUCAUACUUGAACGGUAAAAGAUGUAUAUCGAAGCAUUAUGAAAUGUCUUCGAAUUGAAAGAGAUCUUUAGCCCUCAAAUAUUUUGAUUUCUACUCUGCAUAGUACCAUUUUCAUGAUGCUUCUUUGACGACAAAGCAUACCUAACUAUAAUUAAAAUCCAGUGCAUCUGAAUUCAUUAAUUACUCAUUACAUAUUUAUUACGCUGUGACAAUUUGCAUUGAAUUUCGUAAUUUGUUUAUAAUGUAAUUAUAUCAGAUUUCACGUACAUGGAUAUAGAGAGAUAAUUAUAUUUAUACUCGUGUACACAUGUAACGUGAGCUUUUUCUUUUUAUUACUCAUUUAAGUAGCAAUUUUGAAGAUCAUACAUUCUUUACUAUAUAUACACAUUUCUACAAUCAUUCUUAAACCCUAGCAUUAUUUUUUUAAUUAUACAUGCAAAACCCAUGUAAUGAUAAGUUCGAAGAUAAUAAAAAUACACGCGGCAAAAAUGCCUGCACUACACUA
Molecule: messenger RNA, 3929 nt
Organism: Megalopta genalis
Lineage: Eukaryota; Metazoa; Arthropoda; Insecta; Hymenoptera; Halictidae
Product: RNA-binding protein 5
Biological process (GO): mRNA splicing, via spliceosome
Cellular component (GO): nucleus
Molecular function (GO): RNA binding
Source: RefSeq, a predicted model, not a curated record